Messenger RNA from Hevea brasiliensis (rubber tree), 1551 nucleotides. RefSeq names its product putative disease resistance RPP13-like protein 1. The coding region runs from base 1 to 1551 and encodes 516 amino acids. Gene Ontology annotation, molecular function: protein binding. The transcript has 3 exons. The record is from RefSeq and is a predicted model, not a curated record. NCBI's taxonomy places the organism in Eukaryota, Viridiplantae, Streptophyta, Magnoliopsida, Malpighiales, Euphorbiaceae.
AUGGAAGAGUUGGGUGGUAAAUAUUUUUAUGAUCUCUUUUCAAGAUCAGUUUUUCAAUCGUCAAGUAAUGGUGAAUCAAGAUUUAUAAUGCAUGAUCUCAUGAAUGAUCUUGCACAAUGGGUUGCUGGAAAAACGUGUUUCAGAUUGGAAGAAGAAUCAUCAAGGGUUGAAGAAAAAGCUCGCCAUUCCUCUUAUGUUCGAGGCGAAUUCGAUUGCAUCAAAAAGUUCCAACCCUUUCACAAGAUCACGUGUUUACGAACCUUCUUGCCCUUGGCGAAACAAGACACAUAUGGCUAUGGAAGAAAUGGCUACUUAACAAGUAAUGUUCUCUUUGAGCUGCUACCAAAGCUACGAUAUUUAAGAGUGCUGUCUUUCAGUCAUUGCAACAUCAGUGAGGUACCAGAUUCAGUUGGGCUCUUGAAACAUUUAAGAUAUCUUAACCUUUCACACACUAAAAUCAAAACUUUACCAGAGUUGAUAACUUCACUCAAAAACUUGCAAACACUAUUGUUGAGAGGAUGCCAACGGCUAAAGACGUUGCCCUCAGAAAUGGGAAAUUUGAUCAAUCCUCGUCAUCUGGAUAUUGCAAAUGUAGACUUACCCUUUGUUUACAGUACUGGAGCUGAUAUAGUAGCCCUGAAAGACUUGAAAUUUCUUCGAGGGUCACUCCGGAUUUCCGAGUUGGGAAAUGUGGUUGAUGCUCUGCAAGCGAGGGAGGCCGAGUUAAUAGAUAAGAAGGAACUAGAUGCUUUAUCGCUGGAAUGGGAAUGUGAUGAUACAAGAAAUGAGAUAAAUAGACUCGAUGAAGAUGUUCUUGAGUCGCUGCAGCCGCACAGAAAACUGGAAAAGUUAUCUAUAAUAGGCUACACUGGGACAAAAUUCCCAUCUUGGGUGGUGCAAAAAGGUGGUUGUAGAUAUCUGGUUGACCUUAGAUCACUAAGCUCGGUGCGAUUAAGUGGGAUCGAAAACCUUACAUCCCCAAAUGAUCAGUGCAUGGAGCAAUUAAAGAGGACCAAAGAUUUGACGGUUCAGGGGUUUCAUUUUGGCUCUUCUAUGGGGGAUAUUCCGCAAUGGGUGUUUAAUAAAUGUCCUCAACGAACCUCAGUGGUAGCUGCUGGAGAAGAUGGGAAGCUCCUACAGUGGUUGAAUGGCAGUGAACUUGAAUUUUUGGAGUUACGUGGUUGUAUAAAUCUUAAAACACUGGCAAAAUGGCUUCAUAGCAUCAAGUCCCUCAGAAACCAGAGGCCCUCUUUCGCAUCAUGUAUUGUUUCCUUCCUACAAGCUAAUUAUUCUCUUUCCAAGCUGAGAGUGAUUCGCAUUGAAAAUUGCUAUGAUCUUACUUCUUUACCCGAUGCAAUGAUUUACAAAAGUACAUGUCUUGAAGAGUUGAAAAUUGAAAGCUGUCGUUCUCUGAAGUCCCUUGUAAGAGGCCAGCUACCUCCAACUCUAAAAAGGCUGGUGGUAGAUUCUUGCCCUGAGUUGAGGAGCUUGUCGCCGGGUGGAAAUUUACCAGCUAGGCUUCAACACCUCGAGAUUGUUGACUGCUUUUAG